Messenger RNA from Cyphellophora attinorum, 2823 nucleotides. RefSeq names its product DNA mismatch repair protein MutL. Gene Ontology annotation, biological process: mismatch repair. Gene Ontology annotation, molecular function: ATP binding; mismatched DNA binding; ATP-dependent DNA damage sensor activity. Gene Ontology annotation, cellular component: MutLalpha complex. Bases 1 to 2823 code for a protein of 940 amino acids. The record is from RefSeq and is a predicted model, not a curated record. The transcript has 3 exons. NCBI's taxonomy places the organism in Eukaryota, Fungi, Ascomycota, Eurotiomycetes, Chaetothyriales, Cyphellophoraceae.
AUGCCGAUCGCUGUCCUACCCCAGGAGACUGUCCGCGUGCUUACAUCUAGCGUUGCUCUGAACGACGCCGUCUCCGUCGUCAAGGAGCUCGUGGACAAUGCUCUAGAUGCCUCGGCCACAGCUAUCACUAUCGAGAUAUCCACCAACACUAUCGACACCAUCCAAGUCAAGGACAAUGGCAGAGGUAUCGGUAUCGAGGACAGGCAGCUUCUCUGCAAACGAGGAUGCACCUCCAAAAUCCGCACCAUUGAGGACUUGACGACACUCGGCGGUAGGUCGCUCGGCUUCCGUGGCGAAGCACUGGCAAGCGUGGUCAACACCAGUGAUGCUGUUCUCAUCACAACUCGUAUCGAAGGGGAGAUGGUAGGUACGGCUCUGAAGUUUGGAGCGAACGGAAAGAUGCUUAGCUCGUCUUCGGCGUCACAUGCAGUCGGCACCACUGUUCGUGUGCAGAACUUCCUUUCGAAUGUGCCUGUUCGGAAACAGACCGUGCUCAAGUCCACGUCCAAGAUCCUUUCGAGCAUUCGCAAGUUGCUUCUUUCUUAUGCGUUCGCAAGACCCGAAACACGAUUCACAUUGAAAGUGCUGAAAGCAAAGUCUGACAAGCUGAAUUGGUCAUAUGCUCCCGGAGGAAGCAAAUCGACGCUGUCCGAGAAUGCUGUCAAGAUCAUCGGCAAGGAAGCAGCGUCCCAGACCAUUCAAAUUCAUUCGCCGGACACAGACAGCGGAGACACUCAAACCAUGACAGCACUGGUCAUUGACCCCAAAUCUGAUGUCGAAAAAGCUUGCAAUAUAGACUCAUACUUCAGCGUCGAUAAACGGCCCAUAACGACCGACCGAGAUGUCAUGAGAGACCUGCACAAAAUGUACAGAAGCUACUUACGCAACACUAUAUGUGAUGUCGAGAACAUCAAAGUCUCGAAACCUUUCAUUGCCUUACAAUUAUCAUGCCCACCAGAAUGUUACGAUGUCAACGUUGAACCCGCCAAAGAUAGAAUUAUGUUCUACGACCAGAAGACUGUGAUCGAUCUAUUCGAAGGAAUGAUGAUAGCCACAUAUGGAGAAUUGACGAAGAACGACGUGACAGCGAGGGUCCCUCGUCCAGCUGCCGGACCAACACCUUUCGAGGUUCUGCUGGCCACACCACGGCAGAUGUCUCCUGUGCAUGCUAAGUCGUUCGCGACGAGUCCUACCAGGGAUGGAGAUGCAGGACCCACGGACACGAUCCUCGCCAAUGCUCAAUCUCCAGCCGACAAGCUUGAAAGAAGAGAGUCCUUCGACAACCCAUGGACCAAAGCCAAGAUGAAUGUCCGUCUAGCACCAAAAAUCUGGGCCACUGAGCAGCCAGACUCGCCCGUAGCGGAGGGUACGAAUAUUGGAAGCACGCCCUCAGCUGAAUCAACCACUCCGAGACGCAUGUCGAGUCAAGACUUCGAGCAGCUACCAACACCUGAACCCUCAUCCGAUCCUGGCCAGCCAGCUUACCAAAAUCCCGGGCCACCAAUGCGACGGCGCGAGAGGCAGUUGUCAGAUUCAGAGGCCGAAAAUGAGCGUCCAGCAGGCUCCCCUGCGCGAGGUCCGACGCUACUAGACGGCUGGAUCCGUGCACAGCAGCUGCGAUCAGAUGACGUACCGUCACAAGUAGACAAUCCUUCCUCUGGCCCAGCAACUAUCUGCGAGCCAGGCGUCGGGACUGAGGACCAACAUAUGCCAAAGAAAACACAUCGGACUCAAGACUCAUCAACGAGCUCAACCAUGUCAAUGCAGGCAACGUCUCGGCGAGGCGGCUUGGUCCAGAAGCCUGUCGCUACGCCCUUCCAGCGACCUCGCCUGAGUCAGUUUCCUGAUACCUCUGCUUCACAGAUGAUUCCAGCGGCGACCAGACCUCGUGCUGCAAACCUGCAUGCCCAUCACCCGCCUCUUAGCGGUCCAGAGGCUACGAGCGAGCUUGAUGACAUCUUAGAGUUUGAACGACAGAAAAGAGUUGUGGCCGAGCAGCGCAAGCAAGCUAUGCGACGAGAUAAAGGCCACCGAACAUCUGCCUCCCAUCUUGAGCAGCCCAGUCUCCGAUCCAUUUUGAAAGUUGGGUCCAAUGCGACUGGUCACGUCGACACGAUGGCUGGCAACAUCGAGGACUUUUCAUCGCAAUUCGAAGACGAUGGCACUGACAAUCUCGUCGAACCUCCUCAUCCGCGAAUGGCGGCGUACAGCGACGAUCUGAGUCUGGUCAAAAGCCAACCUGUAACAUCUCGAAGCGCUAUCGACCGGACAGAGCAUAGCGGCGAUGGCUUCGAGGCACACUUCCCAGCAAAGCAAGAUCUAUCUGCCGAGCAGUCAGCCACGAAAAGCUUCAGCUUAUCAGAUUCCGAUCCUCGCUCCCACCUUUUCCGCCAACGUGAAAUCGGCAACCAUGGAAAUGCAUCCAGCGCAGCGGGACUGACACGUACAGGUCUCAAGAUUCGACGCAUCAAGACAACUCGCCUGCCUCUAGAGAUCAUUCCAACCGAGUACAAAACGAAUGAUCUUGCCAUCGAGCUGAUGUGCUUAGGCUACGAAGAUGUAACAGCUGAGGAUGGUCAGAAGCUGCUGGCAUGCCUGCGAGCUAGUGCUGCGGAGUUGAAGACAAGUGACGAGCAUGUCAAGUCAGGGAGUGUGAGUGCGGUUGACUGGGCCUCGUGCGAGGGAAAGAUCGAGGGUUGGAGUCGCGUCGUCGCCGGAGCACUGCAGAAGCUGAAGCCUGACAUCGAGAAGCGGGAAGUCGAGCGCGAGAUUGCUUUAAGCAUGCAAAAUGCCUUGACUCAAGAGCCACAAGUAACCACCUGA